AUGACGUCUAUCGCCGCCCUCAUAGAAGCCCUCACGAAAUAUGUGGCUUCAGCGAGAGUGGUGACGUCUUUUGACGUUCUGGGCGUCACAAUCUUCGUUUAUGAUUACUUCUUAACGUUAGGAAUGGAGGUCGAGUUCGUGUGGUCAUCAAAAUGGGGCUUUAUGAAGGUGCUUUAUCUCCUCCAACGAUACUUGCCGUUCUUGGACUCUGUCUGUUUGUGUUUGAUGCAUCAGUUGUCAGCAGACAUCGAUACGAGGGUCUGUCUUAUCGUUGAAAGCGCGCGCGGUUGGUUGAUGAUCAUUGGUUUCGCACUUUCGGAACUGAUUCUGACGCUGCGCGCAUGGGCAGUGUGGGAGCGGAGUAUGAGGGUCGGGAUAUUCCUGUCCGUCCUAUUCACCCUCACCCUUGCGGCAGAACUGGCCGUAACGAGGCUUUUCCUCCACGGUUUACGUUUCAGUGAAAAACCUUAUCCAGAAUUUGUUGGGUGUUUUAUAACUGGCGCAAAUCACCUGGUGUCUUUCAAUUGGAUUGUUUUAAUGAUAUAUGAAGCUGUGACGUUAGUAUUAAUGAUAAUUCCUGCAAUCGCUGCAUACAGAAACGGAGGAAACAUUCCUUUUUAUCAUGUCAUUUAUAGGGACGGAUUAAUGGUAUAUGUAUACUUAUUCACAUUUUCAAUAAUAAACGUCGUUGUCGUCAACACCCUUCCCGUAAGACACACAAAUAAUUUGCGCUACCGACGGCGGCUAAAAUGGUUUCACAGGAAGAGUAUAUCGAUCUGCUCUCAUCAGUGGAACGUGUACUCCAUUCAAUGUUGA
Messenger RNA from Laccaria bicolor S238N-H82, 816 nucleotides. RefSeq lists its product as uncharacterized. The record is from RefSeq and is a predicted model, not a curated record. Bases 1 to 816 code for a protein of 271 amino acids. Lineage: Eukaryota; Fungi; Basidiomycota; Agaricomycetes; Agaricales; Hydnangiaceae. The transcript is spliced from 12 exons.